Messenger RNA from Saccostrea echinata, 921 nucleotides. RefSeq names its product transcription initiation factor TFIID subunit 13-like. Gene Ontology annotation, molecular function: protein heterodimerization activity. Gene Ontology annotation, biological process: transcription by RNA polymerase II. The transcript is spliced from 4 exons. The record is from RefSeq and is a predicted model, not a curated record. NCBI's taxonomy places the organism in Eukaryota, Metazoa, Mollusca, Bivalvia, Ostreida, Ostreidae. Gene Ontology annotation, cellular component: transcription factor TFIID complex. Bases 33 to 398 code for a protein of 121 amino acids.
UACUAAUAUUUACCUGAUUUAGCCAAAUCAACAUGGCGGAAGGAGGAGAUUUUCAGUUCGAUGAAGAUGAAGUGGAAGACGAUAUUCCAUUGGAAAAGAGAAAGAAAAUAUUUUUAAAAGAAUUGCGCUGUAUGAUGUAUGGUUUUGGCGAUGACAGGAAUCCAUAUACAGAAAGUGUAGAGCUGCUGGAGGAUCUUGUCAUUGAAUACAUUACAGAAAUGACAAAAAAAGCUAUGGAGGUCGGGCGUCCAGGUAGAAUUUCUGUAGAAGACAUCAUCUUUCUGAUCCGAAAAGACCCAAAGAAAUACUCGCGUGUGAAAGAACUUCUAAUGAUGAAUGAAGAACUAAGAAAAGCAAGAAAGGCCUUUGAUGAAAUUAAAUAUGCUACUACAAAAUGAAAGUUCCAUAAAAACAGACCAUCUGGACUACAUGUAUAUAGGGAAAUGUUGCAUUGAAAUCACAUGUCUGUGAAUGAAUUAUAUUUGUAGUACUGAGCUAUUAUGCAUCUUUGAGAUUGGUCAUGGUUAAUAGAAACUCUGAGCUUUUGAGGGUGAUAAUAUUUCAUAUGAAGAGUACCUUGGUAAUACAAUGUAUAUUUAUCAUUUAAAAGCCAUUUUGCUUUAUCUUUAAAGGGAAGCAAUGGAAUAAAAUAUUUUUUAUGUAAUGAAUAUAUGUACCAGAUCAUAAAUUUUUGAUUUUUGAUAAAAAAAAAAUUUUCAAUUAAAGUAUUGAAAUAAGGAAACCUUGUAGAAUUGACGAUUUUUGUUGUUUAUUGAAAAAAAAUAACUAUUUCUUAUAUCAAGAACCUCACUGCAGGUAAAAUAUCCUGUUAAUAAAUUUUAUGAUACAGGUAAAAUAUGCUGUUAAUAAAUUUUAUGAUACAGGUAAAAUAUGCUGUUAAUAAAUUUUAUGAUACAUGUA